CGCCUCCACUCGUCCGUCAUGCACACGGAGCCCCAAGAUGAGGGACAUGAUCGUCGAGGCCCAGGCUCAUGAAGCUCGGAGUCGCUUCACCGAGUCAAUCAACCAGAACGACAUUCUGAAGCUCGCUUCAUCGUACCGCGGCAAUGAACCCGCUGGGAUCUUUCAUGUACAAACCCCAUUUGAACCUUCUGAAAGUUCUGAUACAUACUUGCCACGUCUUGGGAAUGGGCCUUAUUGUAGAGCGAAUCUCUUCUAAGCCUGAUAUUUAUGCGGUUAUUCCUCCCGCUUCUCAGAGGUAGUAUAAUUCUUGAUCUCC
Messenger RNA from Ilyonectria robusta, 316 nucleotides. RefSeq lists its product as uncharacterized. Bases 38 to 256 code for a protein of 72 amino acids. The record is from RefSeq and is a predicted model, not a curated record. Lineage: Eukaryota; Fungi; Ascomycota; Sordariomycetes; Hypocreales; Nectriaceae. The transcript has a single exon.